ACAGUGUCGAAAUGUUUUUGAAAGAAGAGCCGAUAAUUUGUGGAACGAAAUGAACGCUUCUGAAACAAUAUGGAUUAUUGGAACGGAGUGUUUGUUUUGGUAAUUAGCGAGCAGCACAAAUGGACUUAGACAUGGCACACAUUUUUGCGUUGUCCGUCACUUGAGCGGUGUUCUUCCUCGACGCUUUUUUUGGCGUGCCCUGCCCCCCCAAUGGCACCGGGUUCAGCAGCUGACGUGAAGGAUAAACGGGAUGAUAUAAUAGCACUGGCCCAUGAGGAAGGUCGUGGCCACACGUAGUCCACAAUGGCAACCUUAACUCAGAUGGCUGACAAUCUCUAUGAGGCUGUCAGUAUUGGUGAUGUGGAUACAGUUAUGGAUCUUUUGAAGAAAGGGGCAAAUGUUAAUGUGCUUCCUACGUGUGGACGUACUGUGUUGGGUCGUGCUGCGCAGCUGGGUCAUCUUGCCAUAGUUUGUCUCCUGCUGGACGCAGAAAAAUUUUACACCACACCCGAAGAAGAAGAUAUAGAUACAGAAGUGAUGUUUUCAUCUUGCCCAACAAAUGUGGAAAGCCCAACUACAUCACAAGCCACUGUCGCAUCUCCAACUUAUCCACCCCUGUCUUCUCCAACUGUAGUAGCCCCCACCUCAUCUACAUGGCCGACGCUACCCAUAUCGACUGCUGCAGCUACUGUAGCUUCUACUUCAAGUCUCCGUCCUUCACUUGGGUCUUCCUUAAGAAGUCCACAGCCUCACAAAUGUUGCUCUCCCAGUAUUGACUCAGAAACUUGUACCUGUAGUGAUGAGUUGUGGGGGCUUGAUUUGAGCGACACCAAUCAGCACAGUGACUGGGAAGCAGGACUUCGGGGCCGUGAUCUUCCAAGCAAUAACAACGAAGACACCUCAGAACGGGAAAUUGAAGGGGCUUACAGUGCUCCUGUGUGCGCCCACAACCCUCAUAACCCAAAUCAGUAUACCCCGAGUAAUAUUGGUUAUUAUGUUUAUGAGUACCGAGAAGAGGAUGAAGAUACUGGUGACUCUUCGGGGCCUAUUGUGUCAUCAACGGAAGAUUCAGACUCUGCUUUGAUGGCUGAGCGCCGUCAUCAUCAUCAACCCCAUCGUCAUUCUGCUUCCAUCCUUCUUCAACGCACAUUAGGUAGAGGGCGAGCCAAUAUAGUUUCUUCAGAUUCAGAAUUUGAAACUGAAAACAGAAGACGGAGGCGGCAUGCACGUCACAAUCACCGCUCACAUCGUCAUGAGAGAGAUCAUGGACGCCACAAAGGUCUUGUUCAUUCACAUCACUCAAGUCCAUGGCUAGCUCAAUUACAUUCUGAGUACCUGUCUUUGGGGCUUGCAUCACCGUGGUCUUUGAGACGUACCUGUGAUAUGAAUCAGCAAGAUGCUUAUGGGAGAACAGCUUUACAUUAUGCUACAGAACAGGGUCACACAUAUAUAGUUCAUAUGUUAAUCAAAUCAGGUGUUCGUGUUGAUACUCCUGAUGCAGAGCACAUGACAGCUCUCCAUUUGGCUGCUCAGCGAGGGAUGGCUGAAGUAAUCACGCUACUUCUUGAAGGUGGUGCAAGAGUAAACAAUAAAAUGAGUGAUAAGAGUUCCCCGCUUCAUAUAGCUGCGUCCAGGGGUUAUACGGACAUUGUGGAAACUUUGCUUGACCGUGGGGCAAAAAUUGACUCCUUGGAUGGUUCAGACCGUACCCCACUUAUUCUGGCAGUGUCACGCUCUCAUUACAAAGUAGUUCAGUUGCUACUGAAAAGGGGAGCUAAAGUAAACAUAGAAGAAAUUCAUGGGUAUACACCACUCUGUGAGGCAGUUUGGCACAAAGAUUUGAAGUUAGUGCAAAUGUUAUUGACAGCUGGAGCAAAGAUUACACAAUCUCACUAUCUUCUGCACCAUGCUGUUCUCCAUCGGCAUUACCAGCUAGCAGAGAUGUUACUAGGAGCCAGGUGCAUUGUUAACCUUCGAGACGAUAAUGGUGACACACCUCUAAUAAUUGCUGCAAGAACUUGUCAGCCUUCAAUUAUAAAACUUCUACUGAAACAUGGGGCCAAUACAAAUUAUCCAAAUGGUCUAACUGGUACUACUCCAUUGCACGAAGCUGUAGAAGGAACUAGAGAUGCUUUAUAUGAGGACUUUCAUACUGUGUUUCUUUUACUACGAUCUCAUGGUGCUAGAUUAGAUGUAGAAACUGUCACCAAGGGAGAUACUCCUCUGUAUCGAGCUCUGCUGCUUGAAAAAAAUAAGGCUGCUGCUUUGCUCAUUCGGCAGGGGUGCUGUGUAAAUCAUCGGACUCCUGCAUGUACCCCAGAUUACCUUCACAUGGUAGCUCUAAGAGGCCAUGCGCCUUUAGCAACUCUGCUUGUUUUAGCUGGCUUUGAUCUUUGGAAGGCAGAUUGGCUCAGCGGUGUUUUUUCACCAGGAACCUUAAAAGCACGCCUUGCAGCAGUCAGAUCACAGCCCCUAACUCUUGGCGAGCUGUGCCGUAUUCACAUCCGCCAGAGAAUGGGUGAGCGAAUUCAAGUGACCCUUGACACAAAUCCUCUUCCACUACGUGUCAAAAGAUUUCUUAUGCUUGAAGAUGUACCAGAUGUUGAACUCUGACCCUGUCCAAGGUUUUUUGUUAGAGCCAGAACUAUUAAACACAAACAUUGCUCAGAAAGAAGUGAAUGACUGCAUAAAAUAAGGCAACACAAAGUGCAUGGAACUAUUAUUGUCACUUUCUGAAAGUGUCAAUUUCAUAUGUGAUAUUUCGUACAGUUUUUCACAAAUAGUCACAUACUCAUAGUUUGAAAUAAUGAAAGGUGCUUGUAACAGUAGAGUGAUGGUUCAUUGAAAUGGAAUCUCCUGUAUUUUUUACAGUGUGUUAAAUGCACAAUAUAGUAACGUAUGCUUAAAAGUAUAAAGGUGCUGGUUUGGGAUUCAGUAACCUGAUAUUUAUUUAUAUUGUACAUUAUUGUUUGCUGUAAAGCAUAAAACAUAUUGUUUAGCUUUAGAUCAGUGCUUGAACUGUAAAUUUUGUAGCCUUUUUCAAAGAUGGUUAAUUUUACCCUUAUGAAAAAUGGGGAAAUGAUUUUGUACAGCACUUUUAUAGUGUUUAUUAUCUGAUGUUAAUUUAAGAUGGAGGAAACUAUAUAGUAGUAUGUAAAAAGUUUCAAAUGCAAUACUUAUUUCAGAACUGGAUAUUAGUUCUACACAACAGGCUUUGUGUCAAGCAGGUUUUGAGAGUAGCCACCAUUCCUUCUUGCUGUAAAUUAUUGGUCUCCAGCCAUAUUUAUGUCAACAGAACUUUGUUUGUUUGCUUUGAAAGGUACAUGUACUUUUUUGUGUAAGUGUCACAAAGUUUGUUAAAUAAGUUUGGUAUUAAAUAUUUGUACAUUAUAACUUACAUUAACAGACUUUGAGUGAUCCAAUAAUGUCACUUGCUUGGUAAGAGAAACGAGGUACCUUGACUACCUUAAUGAAAGUUCUCUGCCUCUAAGCUCCCAUUCUUCCGAAACUUGCACUGUAUUAUUGCACUUGUCAUACUUUGUUAGAAUUCAGCAGUGUGCCAUUGCAUUGUUACAGUGGUAAUUUUCCAUGUAUGCUAUAGGCAGUGGGUAUUGCAUAGGAAAAAUGAAGGAUGUGUUUUUGAAUGUUAUCAGAGAAAUUGUACACAGUACAAAGGUAUGCAGACAUCAUAUUUCCUGCAAAACAAGGAGGGAUGCAUUUUAAGUGAUCACAAACAUGCUCAAGAUUGACAAUCACAAAGAUAUGAUGGAGAGUUGUACAUUAACCCCAGUAAGUAAUUUUUUUUUACCUUUUAUUUAACAGCAGCACAAAGUAGUCCUUUCAAUACCUCUUCCACUCACUGCCACGUAGCGUCCAUUCUUAGCAUAGUCUUACUUGCACAGCACCUGCCUUGCAUUACACAUUGGGGACAGUACUAAAGGUUCUUUACAGCAACCUUUCGUUCCCCAGUGGUAUUCCUCUGCCUACUACUUAUUUUGCUUUGGUCUCUUCCCACUUAGGUGUUCACUUUGAACAACUUUACCUUGCUCGAAUUUUCAGUUUUCGUAUAAGAAAAUAUCAUUCAGGCAAUGUUUGUUCUACUAUAUACUGAACUAUACCAAUUCUUGGUAGCUUUAGGCAUAUGUAUUGUACUAAUUGUGAAAGUUUCUUAUUGUCACCAGGUUGAGUUGGUAGUAAUGUACAUUAUCUACUGAAACCUAGCAACAGAGUCUGUUAAUGCAAUAAUUUGAAGAUUUAUUUCAUGUAAAUGUAAAAUUUCAACAAGUGUUGAUGAAGGUUUUUAAAAAUUUCUUUUGAUGGAUCAUCAGUAUAUUUUUAAUUUAUGUAGUUAUUGUUGUACAGUAGUUCAUUUUAAUGUAUAUAACUGGAGAUGUUUAACUUAAGUAGACACCAGCUGUAGGUAAAGUUGUAUAGUAUGUUAGAUAAAAGCUUCUCUCAAAUAAUUUGGGCAUAGUUUUGCCAGUCUUAGGGUCAGCUUGAACUUCUUCCAUCCAGUGUGAUAAAUUCAUAUAUUGAAAGCUUUACUCUUCAAGUAUGUUAUUUUUGAUUUUGUGCCAUGUUUGUUUUUCUUGGAAUAUUUAAUUUGUUAGAUUUUAGUAGUUUAUGUAUGUUAUUUGUUAAGAUGUUUAAAGAAGUAUGGUUAUUAUAUUGCAACAAAAGUAUAUUAAUAAAAUAUUUACCAUUAUCAUAA
Messenger RNA from Macrobrachium nipponense, 4711 nucleotides. Its product is annotated as ankyrin-3-like. The transcript has 13 exons. Bases 304 to 2613 code for a protein of 769 amino acids. The record is from RefSeq and is a predicted model, not a curated record. Gene Ontology annotation, biological process: intracellular signal transduction. Lineage: Eukaryota; Metazoa; Arthropoda; Malacostraca; Decapoda; Palaemonidae. Gene Ontology annotation, molecular function: protein binding.